Messenger RNA from Ciona intestinalis (vase tunicate), 4143 nucleotides. The record is from RefSeq and is a predicted model, not a curated record. NCBI's taxonomy places the organism in Eukaryota, Metazoa, Chordata, Ascidiacea, Phlebobranchia, Cionidae.
UGCGAUUGAGCCGUUUUUCGCGAGCAAUGCUCGGCGACAGCCGAGCUUGCUCGCGACACUUGGUCCAAUUUAAAAAAAAAAAAAAAUAAAUAAAAAAAAAAAAUUUUUAUAUAAAAUAUAAAUACUCCAAUUAAAGUUAUUACAUUUUCUUGUCGCGGCAAUAAGUUUAGCGACGUCAACGUGUCGCCGUCGCGAAAUUCGGCGCCAACCAUUCUUAUGGUGGCCGGUGUCGCCAAAAGCUGAUGUCCAAUCUUACGCGACGCGAAAUGCCUGUCGCGACAGUCAGCAUGAGGUAAUUUCGAAUAUAAAAGUUACCCAAUCCACCAUUUAUAACCCCCACAGGGGGUAUGUUUUAUUUCUUUUUCUGGUAUACAAGUACAAGAUACAAUAUCAGGCAAAAGCUUACGUGGGGAGUGAAGGCCCGUUAAAAGUGAGGAGAAACGCUAACCUUAGUUAACACCAAAUUUGAUUGGCGUUUAUCGUGGCGACUUCGAACCUUUGUUUUCACAUGUGUCAGUAAAAAUAAAUUAACAUAUAAACGUAUUGUGUAACGUUUUACAGUAUUUUUUUGUGUGUUCACAAACAUAAUGCGCUGUAACAGGCGUUAACAGCAAACAAAUUCAUUACUUAUGUUUAACUCAUUCCGGUUGCUUUUAUUAGGGAAGUUUUAUAUCCAACAAAACAAUUAUACUUCGUAGACUGGAGUCAUUGUUGGUUUGUUUUAUUUAACCGGUCCAAUGCAACAACUAUUCGAAUUAUUGACUGUGACACCAGACGAAUAUAAAAAUGGCAUUUAAUAUCUACAUUCGCGUUCAAAACAUUCUUUAACAUCACAGAAGUUGUUUUGACAGUAAAACUAAUCGCGCGGUAGCGAAAAACAUCUGGCGUGGGGAGUGAAGGCCCGCUAAAAGUGAGGAGAAACGCUAACCUUAAUUGCACCACAUUUGAUUGACGUUUAUCGUGGCGAUUCGAACCUUUUUCACUUGUGUCCGUGCAAAGCAAUAAGGCGAACAGUUAGAAUGCAGUGUCCGUUUAUGCUCACAUUAAUUGAGAGUUUUUGAAUACAACGGGCGCUUUCGUUGGUAGCGAAUGAAAAGAAAGUUCAGAAAAAUAAGUUCACGUUCAAUUGUUUCUGUGUUACGUCUCAUUUUGCAAAUUGUAUAUAAUCGCGUGUAUGAUGUUUUGGGAUUACUGGACCACCAAAAUAUUACAAAUUAAAUAUUCCGUUGGCGCCAAACGAAGGCAGGAAAAGAAGCAAUGAGCUGAAGACAGAUCGGAAUAUAGAGUCAGAUUUGUGAGAAGCAUAAAUUCCUAACGACAAUUUGAUGCAGCUGGGCUAUAGACAGAUAGUUCAUACCAGAAAAUGUAGCAAAGUAUAGCCAAAAUUUUUUUAAUGUCAAAAAUUUUCAACUUUAGAUACGGAUAAAUUAUUUACGAACUGCUACUUAUACUUUACGUUCUUCUUUAAAUCAUGCCUCCACCUGCUAAAAAACUUCGCCCUUCAAAGACAGUUGUGAAGUGCGGGAUAUGUUUUAAACCUGUCACAAGAGAAAAGUUAAGUGGGCAUUUCCAAUCGUACCAUAAAGGUAAAAUUCCAAUUGAACAAGGAAGCGCACAAUUAGAAAGUUUUUUUUCAAGACCAGUGCAGCAAAAAUCUGCAAGCGAAUCGGAAACUGACGUGCCGUCUACAUCAACGUUUGUACAGCAGCCUCCACAGAUCGCACCAGCUUCAAUUGAAUCGACGUCAGCACACACGUCUCAUUUACAAGAAAAAACCGCUGACCAAGAAAUAAACACGCGGUCGUUAUUGAUUCAUCUAAUGGAAAAAAUUGACGAUUUACGAAAGGAAAUCCAUCCAAAAACCGUUACUACCUUGCCAUCCUCGUCAGAGUUGGAUGUUUUUCGAUUAAUACAUAGCCAAUCGUUAGAAGAAGUAUUGAACGCAGCAGGGCGCCAUUUUUUCUAUGAACCCGAAGAGUUUUUCGUCAGGUGCACUGCUUGCUCAGCGGAAGGCCCGACUUCGAAAUUUUCUGUGCCUGAAAAUGUGCUCGAUUAUUCCGAUGCCAAUUACAUCGAAGAAAACCAGCCUAAAUGGUUUAGAAAUUUAAAGACACACAUGAAAGAGCAUGUGUUGAAAGAAAAACACCAACAAGCAUGCAAAAAGGUUGAAGCACUGGAAGCAAAGCAGAUUCUCACAGGGAAACGUUCGCAGAAAGUUGGUCAUUUGUUGUCGUCACUUGCAUACCAAGGGUUUCUCGAAGGAGAUACUUUCAGCUCAUUUGAAAGAAAAGUGACGGUCUUGCAGUGUGCCAAAGUUGACGUUGGUGAUGUAAACCACGGGAGAGAGUUUCCUACACGACUUUUGCCACAUGUCGUAACAGUGCUUCAGAGUCAGCUUAAGAAAUAUAUCGAGACGCCACUUCCGUGUACAGGACGACGAAUGCCAUUCUCAAUUGUUGCGGAUAAACUAACUCAUAAGCGAGUUACCAAACAAGUAACCGCCAUACGCAUUCCUAUUUUCUCCAACGGUUCUCUGUUCAAAACCGUUUAUCUGUCGUCGGCAGUGGUCAAAGCUUCAACCGGUGCAGCCCUAGCAGCUUAUCUUAUUGAAACACUGAAGAAAAUAGGUUUGCAAACCAGUCAGUUGCAAGAGGGUCUCAGUGGAAUGUGUUUUGAUGGGCAGUACAUUAUGUGCAACGUACCAAGACACAUCUGCGACACUUUGGAGUUGGGCGAUGAUAAGGCAUCAUCACUUUGUAAAAGUGCGGUUUGGGAUUAUGCCCACAGAUUAAAUCUGGCGGACAAAGAUGCGAGAAAGGAAAGAUGGGUUGCUUCAGCAAUAACAACCACCCAAAAUUUUAUGAAAGAGUUCACACACGGUCAAGCUUUUUUAUCUUUAAAAGCAAUUUCUGAAGAAUUGCAGAUACCAUUUUUGUUCCCGGUAUUGUUUUCAACGACGCGAUUCACGCAACACCAGCACAGGGUGUGGAGGGCAUUUUUAACAGACUAUCCUUCUAUAUUUAAAACUUAUCAAAAUGUUAUUGAAGAUGCUGAAAGAGUCGCUGUUGAAUCAUCAAAUAGUGAUGAUAGUGGAUCACCAACACCUUCAGCUCGACGCAAGCCAACGACCGCGGCAAUUGCCAAUGCCAAGCAGUCGUUGGCCAAACUCCAAAAGGCUUCAACCGUCUUAGAAAUUGCAGCACUGCUUGACAUAAGCGAAAUACUAAAAACAACUUCUUGUACGCUGCAAAGAGACGGACAACUACCGUGGAAAUGCCACAAAGCAAUAGUUGCUUUAUUUUCUACGCUGAGCGAUUACAGCGAAGCUUUAACAAAUGGUCAUAUUCCGGAGAAGUGUGUAACACUAAGGAAAAAAAUUGAGGAGUUGCGUCAAAGCGGAAAAUGUAGUGGUGUUCCAGUUCUUUUAAGUGGCCAUGACAGUCACGAAAGAAGGAAUAGAACCAUGCAUUCCGACUCUCAGAUUCCUUCCACCAUAAACGAGCAAGUAAAGAUCACUCUGCAUGACGUGGCAAGUUAUGUUACGCGACUGAAAAAAAAAUAGUGCCUUGAUUGUUUUGUUGAGUUGGAUAUAGUGAAUAUUACUGGCAACCCGUUCACUGCACAUAGUCUUAUUUUUCAAUUGUGAUUUCUUGAGGUUCAGUAUAGUUGAAAUGCUUCCUAUAAUUUUUUCUUGUUUGUACGGGGGACAUUAAAUUAUCAAAAGUGCUGCCCCAACUUUCACACUGUAGCUGAAACUAUUUUCCAUUGUUUUGUUGCAGUUAUCUUUAUGAAGCUGUUUUAAGUAAAGAUUGCCACAAGCAAAUCCAUUUGCACCAACUUCGUUUACAAUUGAAUUCACAGCAACCUAAAUCAAGAUAAAAAUGUGAUAACAAGCAAAAUAGAAUAUGCACAUAUCGCAUCUUACUUGUGUUAAAUUAUAAUUUUCCUUCAGUUUUAAAGUGAAGGUGGCCGCGGACCGUUCGUCGACGGAACUUGCUUGAUGAUUUUCGUGUUGAGACGAGGAAUGGUUUAAUUGGCAGGCGAGCGUUAAUUCGUCAUCGAUAGUGUUUCAUAAGAGUCAGAUUGGACUCUAUUUCGUACAGCGCAACAAACGGAAUUGAGAGUGUUGAACAAAGGAACUAA